Hevea brasiliensis (rubber tree) is the source of this 1225-nucleotide messenger RNA. Its product is annotated as pro-hevein-like. Lineage: Eukaryota; Viridiplantae; Streptophyta; Magnoliopsida; Malpighiales; Euphorbiaceae. The record is from RefSeq and is a predicted model, not a curated record. Bases 235 to 861 code for a protein of 208 amino acids. Gene Ontology annotation, biological process: defense response to fungus; defense response to bacterium. The transcript has 2 exons. Gene Ontology annotation, molecular function: chitin binding; RNA nuclease activity.
UUUGAAACUUUCCACCCUAAUCAGCUAUCACACGAUCUACUUUCCAAUCUCGUCAACGCUCCAAAUCUCACCACCAUUCAGUCCACUUUCACUUCCUCCUUGUCCUAAUCAUCUUUAAUCCAUCAGGGUAUUAUGGUAAUUACAUGAUCAAGUCUCUCUGCUAUAAAUAAAGCCAAGUGAACUUAGCUCAUCAUCACAUCAUUUGCAUACAAGAAAAUCAAGAAUUGGGAAGAAAUGGGAAGAGUUUUGAAUAUAUUUAUAGUUGUUUUAUUAUGUUUAACAGGUAUUGCAAUUGCUGAGCAAUGUGGUCGGCAAGCAGGUGGCAAGCUCUGCCCCAAUAACCUAUGUUGUAGCCAGUGGGGGUGGUGUGGCUCCACUGAUGAAUAUUGUUCACCUGAUCAUAACUGCCAAAGCAAUUGCAAAGACAGCGGCGAAGGUGUUGGUGGUGGAAGUGCUUCCAACGUUCUUGCGACGUACCAUUUGUAUAAUUCACAGGAUCAUGGAUGGGACUUGAAUGCCGCAAGUGCAUAUUGCUCUACAUGGGAUGCUAACAAGCCAUAUUCAUGGCGGAGCAAGUAUGGCUGGACUGCAUUCUGCGGUCCCGUCGGAGCACACGGCCAACCCUCCUGUGGAAAGUGCUUGAGUGUGACAAAUACAGGGACUGGAGCUAAAACGACAGUAAGGAUUGUGGAUCAGUGUAGUAAUGGAGGACUAGAUUUGGACGUGAAUGUUUUCCGUCAACUGGACACAGAUGGGAAAGGAUAUGAACGAGGUCAUCUUACAGUGAACUACCAAUUUGUUGAUUGUGGAGAUUCCUUCAAUCCUCUAUUCUCCGUUAUGGAAUCAUCAGUAAUUAAUUAAUAACAUUGGAUUGGAUGUAUGUUUAAGUCCAAUCGUAGUAACUAAGCUUCUCAAGCAAUAAGCAACAACAAGGCCAAUUAAUACUUCGUUGGCCACUAUAAAAACUUGUGAAAUGUUAUGAGUUGUUGAAAGAGUUUGUUGUUGGAAAUAAUGGCAUUUGAGCCAGCUCUGUAAGGUAUUGGUGAAGAUUAUUGGGAAGAUCGGCUAUCUCUUUAGUGAGAUAUCCAUUGUUUUCCUUCUCUUCUAAGUUGGGUGUAUUUGAGUUACGAUUGUGAGUUCAAGGUUGAGUGGCUUGUUAUGAGUGAAAAAAAUAUUUAAUGUUUUUAUAUUUUUUUUUUAUAUAAUAAAAGUUUUGUUUGCAUAA